Messenger RNA from Zasmidium cellare ATCC 36951, 510 nucleotides. RefSeq lists its product as uncharacterized. Gene Ontology annotation, molecular function: carbon-sulfur lyase activity. The coding region runs from base 1 to 510 and encodes 169 amino acids. The record is from RefSeq and is a predicted model, not a curated record. The transcript has a single exon. Lineage: Eukaryota; Fungi; Ascomycota; Dothideomycetes; Mycosphaerellales; Mycosphaerellaceae.
AUGACCCAACUCACAGGCUCACCAGCAGACCAAGAUCCCUCCUCACUCAAAGACAGCAUGCAAGGCUCUUGCCUUUGCGGAAGUAUCACAGUCAAAGUCACACUCCCAGGCCUCUUCGACAACCCCAUCGGCCACAUCUGCCACUGCUACAACUGCCGCCAAUCCAGCGGCGCCUCUGGCAUGAACAUCCUCACAGUCCCCACACCAAACCUCACCUACACCGACUCGAAAAACUACCUCAAAACCUACAACGACACCAACACUGGCAGCGGCAACACGGUCGCGAGAUCCUUUUGCUCAAACUGCGGCAGUACGAUCGGAUGUCUGCCUGUGCUUUCAGCGCCGCAAUUGUCGAUGGUGGCGUUGGGACUGUUUCCCAGGAUUCCUGUGCCGGAGUUUGAGGUUUUCACGAAGCAUCGGCAGAGUUGGUUGAAGCCUGCUGCGAGGGAGGAGGAUCAGUGUGAUUUUGCGGAGGAGUUUCCCAAGUAUGUUGGGAAGUAUUUGCAGUAG